AUGUCUGAUUCCAACACCAGCGGCAAUAACCUCCCAGCCACUAUCUUCCUGACAGGGAUUCCAGGGCUGGAGUCCUUCCACAUCUGGAUUGCCAUCCCCUUUUGUGCUAUGUAUCUCACAGCACUGAUUGGGAAUGCCACGCUCAUCCUCGUCAUUAUGACCGACAGAGCUCUUCAUGCACCCAUGUAUCUCUUCCUUUGCCUUCUGUCACUCACCGACCUGGCUCUCAGCUCUACCACUGUGCCCAAGAUGCUGGCCAUUUUGUGGCUGCGUGCUGGUGAGAUCUCCUUCAGUGGAUGCCUGGCCCAGAUGUUUUGUGUCCAUUCUAUUUAUGCUCUGGAGUCCUCUGUUCUUCUUGCCAUGGCCUUUGAUCGAUAUGUGGCUAUCUGCAACCCACUGAGAUACACGACAAUUCUCAACCAUACAGUUAUAGGAAGAAUCAGCAGCAUUGGAAUAUUCCGCAGUGUGGCUAUUGUCUUUCCCUUUAUCUUCUUGCUGAGGAGAUUGCCCUACUGUAAGCACCAUGUCAUGGCACACACAUACUGUGAACAUAUGGGCAUUGCCCGACUGGCAUGUGCUAACAUCACUGUCAAUAUUGUCUAUGGAUUGACUGUGGCUCUGCUGGCCAUGGGUCUGGAUUCUAUACUCAUUGCCAUCUCCUAUGGUUUUAUCCUCCGUGCUGUGUUCCGUCUCCCAUCCCAGGAUGCCCAGCACAAGGCUCUGAGUACCUGUGGUUCACACCUGAGUGUCAUCCUGGUGUUCUACAUCCCUGCCUUCUUCUCCUUCCUCACUCACCGUUUUGGUCACAAUCGAGUUCCCAAGCAUGUGCACAUCUUUCUGGCAAACCUCUAUGUGCUGGUGCCUCCCGUUCUCAAUCCUAUUAUCUAUGGAGCUAGAACAAAGGAGAUUCAGAGUCGACUUUCAAAACUGCUUCACAUGAGGAAGAUGUCGACAUAA
This is a messenger RNA of Ochotona princeps (American pika), 957 nucleotides long. Its product is annotated as olfactory receptor 52D1. The transcript has a single exon. Gene Ontology annotation, molecular function: G protein-coupled receptor activity; olfactory receptor activity. The record is from RefSeq and is a predicted model, not a curated record. Gene Ontology annotation, cellular component: membrane. The coding region runs from base 1 to 957 and encodes 318 amino acids. NCBI's taxonomy places the organism in Eukaryota, Metazoa, Chordata, Mammalia, Lagomorpha, Ochotonidae. Gene Ontology annotation, biological process: G protein-coupled receptor signaling pathway.